This is a messenger RNA of Cokeromyces recurvatus, 952 nucleotides long. RefSeq lists its product as uncharacterized. NCBI's taxonomy places the organism in Eukaryota, Fungi, Mucoromycota, Mucoromycetes, Mucorales, Mucoraceae. The coding region runs from base 89 to 874 and encodes 261 amino acids. The record is from RefSeq and is a predicted model, not a curated record. The transcript has 2 exons.
AUUUAUUUGUAUUUUCUUUCAGCCUCUUUUCUCUCUAUCUCUCUCUCUCUCUUUUUCUUGUAUUUAUUUUAUUUUUUUAUUUAAAAGAAUGUUAUUUAAAAAGUUGUCUUUAUUAUUAUUGGCUUCAGUUACAUUAGCAUGUGAGAUGGAUUGUAGACGUGGUGUAUCUAAAGAUUUAGCUAGCUUUUAUGUUCCUGUCAUCAAGGAUACUAUUCAAAGUUUACAAUCUCAAUUAGUAGCCUCUAUUGACAAAAUCAACGUACCCGCACUCAUUACUAAUAAAGUGGAUAAAAAUGAAUUAAUGGAUGAUAUGCAGCAGACUUUGACAACGACUUUAGACGACUUUGUUACUAUGGCAUCUGCACCUUCUCGACUAGCGGAAGGAUUCUAUCAAGUUAUCUUUAAUGAAGAAUUACCUUAUAAAGGAGAUUGUAAUAAUCCUAAAAGACUUGAUAGAAAGAUGCCUAAACCAGGAGAAAGUUGGACGAUGGAAGAAUGUCGUAAAAUGGAUUAUCGUUGUGGUAAUCCACCUUCUAUUUGUUACUUUUUAGAAGAUGUGAAAGGACGUUGUGUGGGACGAAUGAAACGUCAACUUACAGAAUAUGCUUCCUUCGAUAAUGGUCAACUUGUAAAAGAAUUAGUCAUCAAUACACGACGAUCUGUUUAUAAAACCCUCAGUAAUUAUGGUGAAGGCAAAUUAAGUGAAACAAGUCAAGUAGAAGAUUAUUUGGCCAAAGUUAUCAGUUCCAUGAUUCGUACUCUAGAUAGUUGGGUAACUCAAGAUGUUAAAGAAUUAUGUAAUAAGCCUACUCAAGACGAACUUUGUAAUGGUUGGGAUGAUGAAAUUAGAAGGGAAAUUCUCAAGUGGCCUUAGAUAAAUAAGAAAAGGAUGACACUUUAUGAUGAAAGAUAUUAUUAAUAAAAAGUAGUAGUCACACCUUUUCUUUCUUUU